Messenger RNA from Capra hircus (goat), 2437 nucleotides. RefSeq names its product spermatogenesis-associated protein 2-like protein. The record is from RefSeq and is a predicted model, not a curated record. The transcript is spliced from 2 exons. Lineage: Eukaryota; Metazoa; Chordata; Mammalia; Artiodactyla; Bovidae. Bases 35 to 1468 code for a protein of 477 amino acids. Gene Ontology annotation, cellular component: cytoplasm.
CACGGGAGUCUGCAUCCAACCCCUCACAGCCGCCAUGAGCUGGCCCCAGGCACUGGGCCCCAAAGAGGAUGCUCUUGAGACCCUCCUCGAAGACCUCAUCAGUUUCUACCUGGACGAGGCAGGAGAGGGCCGGCUCGGGGUCUGCAGGCAAGCCGCUCUCACCAGCAGGGCCCAGCAGCUCCUGGACACAGGGCCCCCUCUUCAACUCUACCUGCCUGAGGAGGUGGCCCCUGACUCGGGGGCUCCCCGCUCCGCCCAGCAUAUCGACCACAAACUGGUGCGGGCACUGGAGUUCCUGGAAUUGGUCUCUAUCCACCUGCUCCUGUUUCCCUGGAGGAAGGAAAUCAGGUCCCUGAAGACGUACACGGGGAGCUUUGCCUACUGGGUGCGGCCUGUUCUUUCAGAACACACCCUGCACACCUUCCUGGGCCGGCUGGGCUAUAUGGCCACCUCUGAGGUUGAGUUUUCCCUGGUCCAGGCUAUCAGCGAGGAGGACACCAAACAGAUGGUGUUUGAGAUCUUUCUGACAAGAGUCGCGUGUGAGGCCGUUCUCAGGACCCGGGGCAGGCAGCUCCUCGGGCCGGGCAGAGAGAGAGUGGCGGGGUCCCACCAUAGGCCUGGCUCAGAGACAGGACUGCAGGAGGCCCUGUGGGAGGCCCAGCCCGGGCCGGAUCCCUCAGCAGGAGUGAGAGCCGAGAGCGCCCUGGCUGAACGCCCUGAUGCUCACUGCUCUCUGCCUGUGGCCUUGAACUUGCCUGAGGUCUCGACAGCCCCCCUCGGACUCCUGACUGGCCCCCUGGUCCCCUUGGGCUCCCUGCGCCGUGCCAGCACAUGCUCUGACAGUGAGGAGUUCCUGACCUGCUACAGUGACCUCACGCUGCACCGGACACCCUUGCUCCCCUGGGACCAGCCCUGGAGCAGCCUGGAAGAGAAGCAACUCCAGGGCCCAGGCCCUGGGCCCAGCCCUGCUCCAGCGGAGAUGGCCGCCUCUGGUAGCAGUGGUGAGCAGCCCCAGGUCCCUGACAGGGCUUCUGAGUGUAAAGGAGCCACAGUCCCCAGCCAGCUCCGCCAGAGGCCCGGGUCCUGUCUGUCAGAGAACUCCUUGGCCCCAAAGCCAGAUGCUCUGCCAGAUCCAGCUGCCCUUGGCACGGACGCUGAGCCUCCAAGUGCUUCCUCGGAGAUGGAAGAGCUCUGUGAGCACUUCACCCACCUCCUCAGAACCUCAACUCCAGCAAGCUGUCUGGGGGACACCCCUUGCCCCAGAGUUGAGGAGGAGAGACAAUCAGAGCUUCUUGUGGGGCCAGAGCCAGCCAGCGAAGGCUGCAGCCCAGACGGUAAAGUUGCUCUGCUCUGGAGGUCUCCGCAGUCCUCCACUUCAUGUACAAGAGGCCCCAGUGCUCACUACGUCCCCCUUAAGGGGCUCGAGGAACCAGUUCCCACACGGGGAUCCUACACGAGCCACAGAUGAGCAUGUCACUCCAAGGGAACGGGGCGGACUCCCUAAGCCAACCACUCUUCUUCCAGGAAGAGGACACUUGAAGAAAUGAUGGGUCUGGAACCACAGUGGGGGGACACCAGCCAAAUCCCCAGCAUGUCAGCCACGGGGACCAGCCUGCUUAUCCCAGCUGGCCUCAGGACCCAGCCCUGCCACCUACAGACUGUGUGACUCUGGGCCACCCCCCACACCUCUCUGAACCAUGCUUCCUUGUCUGCAAAGUGGGGGUGAUGUCAGAUCCACCUUACAGGGAGCUGAGACAGGUUAGGAGGUGUGUGCACACCGCCAGCCGCACGAGUAGGGGCGCUUCCUGUGCCCUUCACAUCCCAGCUCAGCGUGUGACCUUGGGAGCACCAUCACCCUGCAUCUCUGACCGGCAGCCUCCCUUGGCAUCCUUCAGGCACCUGUCACAGGGCAGAUCACAUGACAGCUGUAUAGACAAGCAGAUGUGUAAUCCGCCCUCCAUCUGUUCAGGGUCGUCGGUCAGCCUCCCUCUUCUCUCAGCUAACUUCUGGUUGACAGAGAGCAAGGCCACAGUCGGGAGCCCAGGAUGAGCUCACAGGCCUGCUCUGCACCCAGGGUUGGGGGCUCCAUCACCCAGGCUGCGUGGAGUGGGGGUGCCCCUCCACCAGCCUUUCCUGCCCCCACAUAUGCACGCAUUCAUGCACACAAGCGGGUGCAACCAGGGACGUGUACACGCAUGCACGCGGGCAUUCCCCACGGUGGCCCAAGAGAGAGUGGUCUCCCUCUCCAGCUGAGAGCCUCUCUAUGGAGGGGCAGGUGGCACCCGCCCGGGACCUGCCCCUCAGCUUUGCUUCUGUCCAGUGGUGGUGAACAGGAAAGUUUAUAAUAAAGGGGGUGGUAAAGGCCCCUUCUGGGGCUCCCCAAGUGGCUCAGUGGUAAAGAAUCUGCCUGCCAACGCAGGAAAUUUGAGUUCGAUCC